GAUGUCAACUGCGGAAGCGCCAAAUUAUGUUUUAUACGAACAUGCUGUUGGAUACACAUUGCUUAAAAUAAAGGAAUUUGAAGAUAUUGGGCAAAUACUUCCUGAGGUACAACAGUCGAUGAACGAUCCCCAACGUUUCCAAGGAAUAGUUCAGGUCCAUGCUUUUGAACCUUUUAAGAAUACUGAGGCUGCUUUGGAGAAUGCGAAUAAAUUGGCAGAAGGUUUUUAUUUUUAUUAG
Messenger RNA from Meloidogyne enterolobii, 238 nucleotides. NCBI's taxonomy places the organism in Eukaryota, Metazoa, Nematoda, Chromadorea, Rhabditida, Meloidogynidae. The record is from the annotation of a GenBank genome assembly.